AUGGAGCCCCCAUCAUUUGCUGGUUCCCCCUCAGAAACUCGAAAGUUUCCUGAAUCGAGCUCCGUGGGAAAUCCCUUGACACCACCUUUAUCUCCAGUACGGUCGGCUCCCAGAGUUUCUGACGUGGAGAGCUCGUUAUCAACGGCCAAUAUUCCAGUUGACGAUCCAUUUGGUCUGAGGACUGCUUUACGAGACCCAGACGACGUGGCUGCUCUGCGUAAGCGGUGGAACUCGCGCAAACAACGUCACAUAGGGAAGUUUUACGAGACCCAGAAUGAGAAGAUUGAUGCAUUGUUGAAGAGUCUGGAGAAUCACGCUCAGGAAGGAAGAGAUGACACGAGGGAUAGCGCACUGAAGGCAUGUAUCUGCGUCACAUAUUCAGUCUCCGAUCCCCUCGCGAACUUGCUCUUGAACCAGCUCCAUCGCAAGUCGAAGCGUGUGGACUUUUAUAAAUACCCCGGUGGUGGCGCUCGUUUAACGACUGUCGGCAAUAUCGCGUAUGCAUUCUCCAUGCUUUCCGUCAGCGUUCUCCUCGUUGCUUUCUCUGUCCAAAACCUCGUAACCCAUAAGAAAGGGGAAACUCUAGGCUUCCAUGUCCAUUCAGUCAUUGCUGUCGGCGUCGCUUUUGUCACGAAAGUGUUCCUUUUUCUGUACUGCUUCUCGAUCCGCAACUCGAGCUCGCAGGUUCAGGUACUAUGGGAGGAUCAUCGGAAUGAUCUCUUAAUCAAUGGGUUUGGUAUUCUCACAAGUAGUGCCGGUGCCAAGCUUAGGUGGUGGAUUGAUCCUAUGGGCGCCAUUAUUAUUUCAUGUGUCAUUAUCACUUCGUGGACACGCACAUCAUACAUCCAAUUCGGCUAUCUCGCUGGAAAGGCCGCUCCUCAUGAAUUUACCCAACUGGUCAUCUAUAAGACGCUCACGUUCAGUGACGAGAUUAAGCAGAUUGACUCUUGUAGGGCAUAUCACAGUGGAGAGAUCGUUAUGCCAAGCGACACACCUCUGUGGAAAUCGCAUGACCUGAGUCAGGAUCUCCAAGAUAAACUGGAGACACUGCCGAUGGUUGAACGAGCAUUUGUCCACGUCGACCAUGAAGUGUCACACAAACCUGAACAUCGCAAAUACAUCUGA
Molecule: messenger RNA, 1125 nt
Organism: Guyanagaster necrorhizus
Lineage: Eukaryota; Fungi; Basidiomycota; Agaricomycetes; Agaricales; Physalacriaceae
Product: CDF-like metal transporter
Exons: 10
Coding region: 1-1125 (374 amino acids)
Biological process (GO): monoatomic cation transport; transmembrane transport
Cellular component (GO): membrane
Molecular function (GO): monoatomic cation transmembrane transporter activity
Source: RefSeq, a predicted model, not a curated record